GGAAAUCAAAGGAUAAGGUGGAGCGAGCAGAUGUCAGGAGUCAGAUAAAAAGGUGUUUGGCGCCGUGGAGCGACUAUUUGAGACGGGGACAGGGUCACGUACCGCCGCGCACCGCACCGGGACCAUGCAGAGCUCCAGACUGCUCAGCGGGACGCUCCUCUGCGCGCUGCUGCUUCUCUCCGGCACCGCUGGAGCCCAACUCUUGGACGGCGAGUCCGAGGAGGAGCUGAGCCCCAGAGCCCUGCGGGACUUUUACCCCAAAGGUCCGAACCUGACCAGCGAAAAGCAGCUGCUCGGGGCUCUCCAUGAGGUUCUUGAGAAGCUGCAGGCGAAGCGGCUGCCUUUGUGGGAAAAGAAAUUUGGCCAAGUCCCAACGUGUGAUGUCGGGGAGCAGUGCGCAGUGAGGAAAGGCGCGCGGAUCGGGAAGAUGUGCGACUGUCCCCGAGGAGCAUUCUGCAACUUUUUCCUGCUCAAGUGCUUAUGAGCCCCAUCGGAUGUGAAUGUAGCGUCGAGAUGUGGAAAGACUUCCUCGAGUCCAUUGUAAUUACUGUCAUCUUUUUUUAUUAUGCAGCUGAGGAGCGGGUGCGGCGAUUUAGUAAAAGAACUGUAUAUUUUAAAAGUAGCCAAUAGCACAAGUGUAAGUCGUGUCGAACCGUAAGGUUCCUGUAAAUAUUCAGAACCACUUAAUGUCUGCAGACCCACAGGACCAUGUAAUGCAGCAGAACCCACGACACAAUAAACUGCACCGGACCACAAACACACUGUAAAGUCUGAACAGCAAUAUUCUGGGAAUUAUCAACGUUCUGCGCGUGGCAGCGCGUAAAAGUCUUUGGAGCUUGAACUAUGUUGUUUCACAUGAAUGUUUUCGUGUCUUGACUGAUGAAAAUAAUAAAGUGUGGACCAUAAUGUUUUGUAAA
Messenger RNA from Betta splendens (Siamese fighting fish), 917 nucleotides. RefSeq names its product cocaine- and amphetamine-regulated transcript 3 (gene cart3). The record is from RefSeq and is a predicted model, not a curated record. The transcript has 3 exons. Gene Ontology annotation, biological process: adult feeding behavior; G protein-coupled receptor signaling pathway; positive regulation of MAPK cascade. Gene Ontology annotation, molecular function: neuropeptide hormone activity. Bases 125 to 484 code for a protein of 119 amino acids. NCBI's taxonomy places the organism in Eukaryota, Metazoa, Chordata, Actinopteri, Anabantiformes, Osphronemidae.